This is a messenger RNA of Eupeodes corollae, 840 nucleotides long. RefSeq lists its product as uncharacterized. The record is from RefSeq and is a predicted model, not a curated record. The coding region runs from base 1 to 840 and encodes 279 amino acids. NCBI's taxonomy places the organism in Eukaryota, Metazoa, Arthropoda, Insecta, Diptera, Syrphidae. Gene Ontology annotation, molecular function: nucleic acid binding. Gene Ontology annotation, biological process: DNA integration. The transcript is spliced from 3 exons.
AUGUUUGCAAAGAUAGAUCUCUCGGAUGCUUAUCUUCAAAUCGAGUUGGAUGAUGAGUCGAAGGAGAUGGCUGUGAUAAAUACACCUUUUGGAUUGUACCAAUAUCAACUUCUACCGUUUGGCAUAAGCAGCGCACCGGGUGAAUUCCAGAAUAUAAUGGAGCAACUGUUUGCCGACCUUCCUGUACAGUAUAUCUGGAUAACAUCGUUGUUUCGGGUGGCAGGUCCACUUAAUGCACUCCGUGCAAAAGACGCUGAGUUUGUUUGGUCUGCUUGUCAACAAAAUGCAAUGGACACUUUAAAAAACAGUAUAUUACAAGCUGCGGGGUUAGCUCAUUUUGAUGAUUCACUUUCUCUAAUCUUAUCUACAGAUGCCUCCAGCUACGGCAUUGGGGCUGUCAUAUCGCAUAGAUAUCCGGAUGGGACGGAGAGACCCAUAGCAUUUGCCUCCAAGACACUCGAUAAGCACCAAAAAUUAUAUAGCCAGAUAGAAAAGGAGGCAUUAUCAAUCUUCCCGUUUGUGGUGUCAAUAUCAGCUAUUACUUCCGAAGCAAUUAUCAAGGCGAUCCAAUCCAAAUUUGCGAUUGAAGGACUUCCGAAAAUGAUUGUCGCCGACAACGGAACCCAGUUCACCGCACAAAUAUUCAAAGAAUUUUCGGAAUACCAUUCAAUUCAACACUACCGAACAGCUUCGUUUCACCCGGCAUCGAAUGGCGAAGCUGAAAAGUUUGUUCGAACUUUCAAAGAAUCGUUUAAAAAGAACAUGGUAGAUAAAAAAGACUCCCAUAAGGCAAUCAACACGUUUUUAGCUACCUAUCCAUCAACACCUAAUGGAGAUUAA